CAACCAACUAACAACCACCAAACGAAUUUAACACACAGCCUCGAACCAAACAACAUUUCUAUGGACACCAGCCAAACAAAAACUCAUUCGCGUUUUUACCUUCGUCGACAAUCAAAGUACGCGGAGUAAUUGACUAAUAAAAUACAUAAUAUUCACACAGUUAAUGAAACAAAAUAAAAAUCAAAUGAAAAAAUUGUUAAAACAACAAACAGUGUAACAAAAGCACUCUUGAACCAAUAACAACAAAAUUACAAAAUAAGAUAAAACAGUUACAGUAAAUACGAACGGGCACAGUGUGAACAUUUAUGCAAACAGAAAACCAAAAAAAAAAAAAAACAAUAACAAAAACAAAACUACGCAAAAAUUUUAAAACAAACGUCCAGCAGCAGCAGCUGUUUUUUGAUGAGGAGUACAAAACGAAUCCAAAUAACUAAAAAAAACUCACUUAUUUACUUAUGUAUGUUUUUCGAAUAAAACAACAACAAAAUCAUUGAAGCGGAAAUUAAACAAAACAAACAAAACAAAAAUAACUAACAGCAGCAGCAUUUAGUUACGUUUUUCAUUUCAGCUGGGAGCUUGUUUGAUUCACCACUGUUUGUUGUAGACAACAGCAACAAAACCAAACAAAACAAUUUUAUUAUGAAGCUACACGAGAGAACUGAUAAUGCGCUCUGAAAAUUAAGAAAAAUAACAAUAAAGAAUGUUAAAAUAAAUAAAUAAUUAAAUAAAUAAAGAAUAAAGAAUAUGUACAAUAUAAGAAAUUGUGAUAAAACGAAUGAAGGAAAAUAAAAUAAACAAACAAAGUGGUUUAAAUAAUUAGCACAAAAUUCAAUUAAACAAGUACCAACAGGUAAUAAUAACAACAACAAAAACAACUAAUUGAAAGAUAAAAGCUCACGAUAAACAAAUUAAACAAAAUCGAAAACCCCAAAAAAACAAUAACAACAACAAAAAUUUACAAAAUGUGAUUAAUAAAUGUACGUAGAACAUACGUAGAUAUCCAACAAAAAAAAAGUGAUUUAAUUUAUUUAAAACAAAUUAAAACAUCAAAAAGUAAGACAAGCAACAUUUGAAUAUUUUAAACAAUGUCUUCAAGUUUAGGUGAAACCGUAAAUAUUGAACUUGUUCAAUCUCCCAAAGAGAUCAAAGUAACCGAUGACAGUUCAAAAAAUUUUAAACACCAACAAACAGUCGAACAAAUCAAUUCAUCAAAAUCAUCUCCUGUGAAAAGCUUCAACAAUUCACGUUCUUCGGAUAGUGGAAAAAGCAGCAGUUGCAGUCCCAUUUUAUUGGACUGCAGCUUCGACAGUGGCAUAGCUGGUGUACUACUGGAUAGUAACGAUAUGCAAAUACACAAGCGCAUUCAACAAUGUCAAUGUAUUCUUUUAGCGUUGGAACGUGACCGAGAGUACUAUUGUACAAUAAGAAACCGAUUAAGCAAAAUCACCAAUAGGAAAAAGAAACCAUCCAACGAAAAUGAAUUCUUUUGCAAUGUCUGUUGUGCAGACAUUGAUCCAGAAGAUGAUAAAACAUUUGUAAAAUGUUACAUCUGUCAGAAAUAUAUUUGUCGCAGUAUUAAAUGCGCUGACUGGUUACCAAAAACUGCUGAAUGGGAAUGUGAGCUUUGCCAAACAUCCAAAGAAUCUCUGGCCCAAACGUCAUCAUGGGUGGCCGAUCAGAUAUCAUUUCAUCAAGAGAAAUUAAUUCAUCCGCCAAGAGCCAGAAGUGAAAUUUAUAUUCCAAUUAGUGAAUGUAAUGACAGUUCUAUACAUUUUGAAAGUGUUAGUCAAAUUGGUGCCAAUUCUACUAUGGUAACAGCUGAGCAAAAACUUAAAAUAAGAGAAUACGUCGAGGAGGUUGUGGCCAAAUUAUUGGGAGGUAAUUUGGAUACCAUUGCAGUGAAUCAAUUGUCAAAGAGUGAAAAUUAUCUUAACUUGUUUCACAAGUAUCACUCAAAAUUGAGCAAUAUUUUAAUAAAUCUGGAAAAUGUUUUAACAUUUUACACACACAAUAAAGGCGAUUUACCUGAUCCUAAAAUUGACCUCAGUCACAAUGGAAUAUCCAAAGAAUCGGUGCGCGCCAGGGCAAGCAAUAAUGAUUUUACGGAUAUAUCUGAAACCCGAUUGCGUCAGAUGAUACAAAAAAUUAUUGCGGAAACAAUAAGUCUACCGCCAUUAUCAAAAAGCCAUGCCGUAUCGGAAAUUGCACUUGAUAGACGCAGCAAGAGCGGUGAUAGUAGGCCAUUAACCAAUGGUUACAACCCAAGACAUCGUACCGAGCAUUAUUUUGAACCAAUAAUUUAUCAAGAUCUUUUAGCUACGGCGGUCUUGAAUAAGAUUGUGGAUACAAAACUGAAUAAUAAUCAUGAGGUUUCCGAAAGCGAUUCUGGUGGUGGUGAUGGAAUUAAUGAUAACAUUAGACAUGCGGUAUCAGAUCAUAACUUGAAUAUUGAAAAAUUAUCGACAUCAUCCGGAAGUUCAGUUGAGCCUCGAAGUGAUUGUAGCUAUCCAGAAAUCGACCAGGUACUCAACACAAACGACGACAAAUCAUCUGAAUUAAUUCGAAAUUCUGAUCGGGAUUCCGUUAUGAGUGAUUAUUUGGCUUCUCACAUGAUUCCCUUACCAGAUCUGAAUGCUAUGGCUACUGAGUCGGACGAAGAUGAUUACAUGUCGGUAACAUCUAGUGCUGUUGGCGAUGGUACUUGGGAGAAAAAUUGGUUGUUUAAAAAGAAGAAAUCAGCGUUAAGUAACUCAGUUACGGCCAACAGUGUUGGCAUGUUAGUGCCGGACCCAAAAGAAGAUGUACGUGCCCAAAUUGGCGAUAAGACAGCUGAUGAAGUUAGUGACUUGUCUGAACUUGGAUCAGAUACUGAUGAUUCACUGGAUAGUUUACGGUCAAAAUUGGAACCGAUCAACGAUCGUCUCAUUAACAAACAUUUGAUAGGCGGACAAAAUAAUAAAAUGGUUUUAGAUGAGCUUAUUGAACGCAGCAGUAUGAUAUCGAAUACGCUGCAAAGCAGUCAAGAUCCGAGUUACACGGAUGCGUGUAACGAGCAUGUUAUUGAUGGGCCAGUCAGAAAUGAAGCCAUAAAUGAUAAUGUAACUCAGCAAGUAAGUGCACUGGAACAGAAAGGUGACAUUUUAAGAGCCGCCUUAUGUUCAGUUGUACUCGAAGAUCCAAACAGCAACUCCAUAACGGAAACUAACGCUAAGGCAAAUACUAACCAUAAUAAUACUAAUAAUCAUAAGCAACCUAUAACUAACAUGAGUGGUGACAGUGCAACUACAACUACAUUUAACCAGAUGCGUCCCUGCUAUCCACUAACAAGCGCAGUUCAAAAUAAUGAAACUUCCUCUUCUCACUCACAAUGUGUUCAGCAACUCAUUAGAAAUGAUCAUGUAAACGUACAAAUACUAACAGAUGCAAGAGAUCUAAAUAAUAUUGAUGGUGUUGGUGUUUAUAGUGAUGGCGACGGCGAUCGUGAUGAUGGUGUCAUUAAUGAUAAUGAAGAAGAUGAUGAUGUGGCUAUAAUGCGACAUUUUCUACCAGGUUCUAUAGCAGAACGUGAAUACAAAAAAUGGUAUAAUGCUGUCGAAAUGCCAAAUAAUCCAUAUGCUCCUGAAGCUCUGAAAAGACGUAUCAGUGGUAGCCAAGAACGUUUCAUCGAUUUACCAAACAUAAGUCCAACAAAAGAUCUAAAUCCAUUGGACUUAUUAGAUAAUCAAAAACUGGACGCAGAUGAAAACAUGACGCGUGAAAGUGAUUACAAAAGGUAUAGUCGAGAUUACUACAUUAACAGUAGUUUAACAACGCCACAACUGUCACCAGCAAGAGAUGUUUCUGCACAUGCAACUAAUAAGGAUAUCCGAGAGCCUACGAAGAAAACAUUAUCAUCAACAGAAAAUGAAACUGAUCUUGAUUUAUACAAAGCCAUACCAGCUCAAGUGGUAGAAAACAAUUCAUCUUCCACGGACGUUAUGUCACCGCUGUCAGGAGAAAUGGAAGGAAAUACAACGACAACAAGUGAUGAUUCCGAUACAAUCAAAAUGUAUGAUUUUAAAACACAACAGGAAACAAUCAAGGACACCACAAUUACACAUAGAGAGCAAGCAAGAGUUGAUGAAAUUAAUUCCAAAGAAAGACCCUCUAGUUUGGCUUUUAGUAGAUCAGAAAGUGGUGUAAAUAUUGUAACACCUACACGUGGUUCCACGCCAAUGGCAUUCAAAUUUUUACAACCAAAACGCAAAUUGCUAGAACCUAAUCAGGUUUUAUCAGUGGAAGAAAAUGAGCCACAAAUUGUGUCUAGUCCUUCGGAGAAACCAGUAAUUGAAGCAGAGGUAGCAAAAGCACUGCCUUCUGUUAAAGCAUUAGCAAGAGCCUUUCUGAUGACGACAAAGGCCUCACAACCUGAAAAAAUUUGGCUGCGAAAGGCAAGAACGUUAUCACAAGGUGGAAAUAAACGUUCAUAUUCACCUAAAAGAUCAUUAGAUCAUCUUAUGAAAUCAGAGCGAUCAAAGCCAGAAGAUGAUAUAACUAUAACCUCCGACUUAUCGUCACUUGAAACAGAUUCCUCCUCCAUUGGUAUUGAAAUAGCAACUACAUCAGACGUAUCAACUAUAGGUAUAUCUUCAACGAAUGAUCCAUCUCUUCCCACAGACACGGGUAGUAAUAUAAGUCCAGUUCCAGUACGACAGGGAGUCCUCAAAAACAAUAUUGCAUUCUUUGAGAAUUUAAAGAAUAAAUAAUUAUUUGUUCAUUUGAACAUAUUAUAUACAUACAUAUUAUGUAUGUAUGUAUAAGUAUUAAUAAACUGAGUAUUAUUUUUGGUUCUAAAAAAUAAUAAACUCAGUUAACUUGUAUUUUUCGCGUUUUAAAUUUUAGGUGCCAUUGAACGAUUUAUCAUUUUCAUUUUUUUUUACUAAUUACUAAUUACUUACUACUCUAAUUGUUGUUGAAUGUAUCAUAAAUAUUUAUUUAAAUUAAUUUACUAGUUUAAGUGUUAUGAAACAAUUAUUAUUCAGUUUUUAAUUAGUUUUAAUUCAUUAAAUGUAACGAUGGAUCCAAAAAUGUUUACCAAAUUUGAUUUAUUAAAGUAAAUUUAUUUAAGAA
Molecule: messenger RNA, 5109 nt
Organism: Calliphora vicina (urban bluebottle blowfly)
Lineage: Eukaryota; Metazoa; Arthropoda; Insecta; Diptera; Calliphoridae
Gene: M7BP
Product: Myosin-7a binding protein
Exons: 17
Coding region: 1086-4745 (1219 amino acids)
Source: RefSeq, a predicted model, not a curated record